AAGAUCGUCUCCUCCUAAUUAAUGAAUUCUUUCGCAACAUAUUGUAUUUUCACCAAUAUUCACCUCCUCGUAUAUUUCAUUCAUAAAGUUUAAUUUCAUUAUCGAAUUUUAGGCAUAUCCAUCCUCAAAUCGAGAAAAACAAAACAAGCAGCAUGAGGACGACACGGAGGCCGAUCCACGCCGUGUCGACAUGGGUCCGCCGGCAACCGCCAAAGGUAAAGGCUUUUCUGGCGGUCGUCACCGGCAUGGCGGCGCUUGUUCUCCUACGUGCCAUCGUUCACGAUCACGAUAACCUCUUCGUUGCCGCUGAGGCUGUUCAUUCCAUUGGAAUCUCAGUUCUCAUCUAUAAGCUCAUGAAAGAGAAAACUUGUGCCGGGCUUUCACUCAAAUCGCAGGAGCUCACUGCUAUGUUUUUGGCUGUUAGACUGUAUUGCAGUUUUGUCAUGGAAUAUGAUAUCCACACUUUACUUGAUUUAGCUACAUUGGCUACGACCUUGUGGGUUAUUUAUAUGAUCCGUUUUAAGCUUAAAUCAAGUUACAUGGAGGACAAAGACAAUUUUUUAAUCUAUUACGUGGUGAUCCCUUGUGCUGCAUUAGCUUUAUUAAUUCAUCCAUCUACAUCACAUCUCUUCGUUAAUAGAGUCUUCUGGGCUUUCUNUUAUUUGGAUAUCAAAACUUGUCAGAUAACUUUAUUUGAAUGUCAUUCAUAUUUCCUGGAUGGAGCUGCAUUUUAUGAUUUUACCCAGCAUGCUUCUGAUUUCUUCUUGGCUUUGUGUCAGGUCUUGGACAGUCGCGGUCAUCUGCUGGUUGCAUUGGGUCAUGGUCUAUGGCCUUCAAUGGUUCUUAUAUCCGAAAUUGUUCAAACCUUUAUCUUAGCAGACUUCUGUUACUACUAUGUUAAAAGUGUUUUCGGUGGACAGCUGGUCAUGCGCCUUCCUUCUGGAGUAGUGUAACUGAUGAUUGUGCUAGUCAUGGACAGAAAUUUCACAUACGUUUGUUGCCUCCUUUUGCUUAUCUUUGGUCUCUCUACUAGGUCAAAAUCUGGUCUAGGGCUCUCCAGGCGUAAAAUCAAGAGUGCGGUGGUCUGUGAAGUUAGUAUUAUCUAAAAUAUUUUCUGGUAAUCCUAGAUUAUACUUUACUUUUUUAGCAGUUAGCAUUGUCCUAAAAUUAAGCAGUUGAUUUUCUCUCAAUGCUAGAUUACUUUACUUUGUUAGCACAGUUAGCACUAACAUCAUAUGGCUUUCAGAUAUGUACUCAUUUUUGUACUUAUGUACCACAAUGAAUGAUUAAUGAUUCUGAUUCCGACACAA
Nicotiana tabacum (common tobacco) is the source of this 1310-nucleotide messenger RNA. The record is from RefSeq and is a predicted model, not a curated record. NCBI's taxonomy places the organism in Eukaryota, Viridiplantae, Streptophyta, Magnoliopsida, Solanales, Solanaceae.